Molecule: messenger RNA, 7229 nt
Organism: Pungitius pungitius (ninespine stickleback)
Lineage: Eukaryota; Metazoa; Chordata; Actinopteri; Perciformes; Gasterosteidae
Gene: slit1a
Product: slit homolog 1a (Drosophila)
Exons: 36
Coding region: 480-5105 (1541 amino acids)
Biological process (GO): negative chemotaxis; axon guidance
Molecular function (GO): Roundabout binding; calcium ion binding; heparin binding
Source: RefSeq, a predicted model, not a curated record
GUGUGUGUGUAUGUAAGAGAGAGAGAGAGAGAGACUGUUUUUUUCUCUUUCUGCUCUUUCCCUAUUCCCUCUCUCUUCAGGCGAGCAGAGCAGAGCAGGACUGAGUGAGAGGAGGACAGAGGACGCAGACGCGUGUGCAGACCACAGCGCAGCAACUCCAAAAAGACAAGAGAGGAAAAUAGUUUUCGAGGAGAAGAAUAAGGCAAAGAAACAAAGCUUCUUUUUGUUUUUUUCUUACAUCAGCAAACUGUGGUGGAUCUCAUACCUACAUCAAAGAAAUCUAGAAGAACAAAAAGGAAUUACUAUUUCACAGCUAAAAGGAAGAUAAUAGAAUUCUUUUUAUAGUCUUUUCCUAUUCACCACACGUAUAUUGUUAUUUUUAGAGGACUUGCCAGGUGUAGCAGGACUUUUGUUUCCGCAGGCAAACAGAGAGAAGUAAGGGUUUUGUUGAAGAAAAGCUGGAAGCAGUGGUGGCGAACAUGUCGGUCAGAGGUGGCCGUUUCGGGGCAGUCCCGGGCCGGCUGGCUGGGCCGCCGCUCUGGAUGUGGGUGGCGAUGCUCUCUGCGCUGCUCGUGGGCAACGGCAGUGCCUGUCCAGCCCUGUGUACCUGCAGCGGCACCACAGUCGACUGCCAUGGACUGGGUCUCAGGACCAUGCCACGGAAUAUCCCCCGCAACACCGAAAGACUGGAGCUGAACGGGAAUAACCUCACACGCAUCACCAAGAGUGACUUCGCUGGACUCAAGUACAUCCGAGUUUUGCAGCUGAUGGAAAAUCAGAUUACUGUGAUUGAGCGCGGGGCUUUUGAUGACAUGAAGGAGCUGGAGAGACUGCGGCUGAACCGUAAUCAACUGCAGCAGCUUCCCGAGUUGCUGUUUCAGAAGAACCCGGCCCUGUCGCGACUAGAUCUGAGCGAGAACUUCAUCCAGUCCAUCCCCAGAAAAGCAUUCAGAGGAGCUACGGACAUCAAGAACCUUCAGCUGGAUAAAAACCACAUCAGCUGCAUCGAGGAUGGAGCCUUUCGAGCUCUGAGAGGCUUGGAAGUGCUAACGCUGAACAACAACAACAUCAGCAGCAUACCCGUCUCCAGCUUCAACCACAUGCCCAAGCUACGAACCUUUCGUCUCCACUCCAACAAUCUGAACUGUGACUGUCACUUGGCCUGGUUGGCCCAGUGGCUCAGACAGAGGCCUACAAUCGGUCUAUUUACCCAGUGUACCGCCCCUUUAGAGCUCAGAGGACUCAAUGUGGCAGAGGUACAGAAACACGAAUUCAGCUGCUCAGGUCACCAGGAAUCCGGCAGCCCUCAGCCGUGCAGCAUCGGCGUUGGCUCCUGUCCCGCCAUGUGCACCUGCAGCAACAACAUCGUGGACUGUCGGGGGAAAGGGCUCACUGCCAUCCCGGCCAACCUGCCCGACACCAUGGCGGAGAUACGUCUGGAGCAGAAUGGAAUUAAGUCUGUUCCUCCUGGAGCCUUCUCUCCGUACAAGAAGCUGCGUAGGAUAGACCUGAGCAACAACCACAUUUCAGAGAUAGCUCCCGAUGCCUUCCAGGGUCUGCGCUCCCUCAACUCCCUUGUGCUGUAUGGAAAUAAGAUCACUGACCUACCCAAGGGGGUGUUUGACGGCCUCUACGCCCUGCAACUGCUGUUGCUGAAUGCCAAUAAGAUACACUGUGUUCGUGCGAACGCCUUUCAGGACCUUCAGAAUCUCUCACUGCUAUCGCUCUACGACAACAAGAUCCAAACCCUCGCCAAGGGCACCUUCACUUCUCUACGAGCUAUACAGACCCUUCACCUGGCCCAGAACCCCUUUAUUUGUGACUGUAAUCUGAAGUGGCUGGCGGAUUACCUGCGCUCCAACCCCAUCGAGACCAGCGGCGCCCGCUGCGCCAGCCCUCGGCGUCUCGCAAACAAACGCAUUGGACAGAUCAAGAGCAAGAAGUUCCGCUGCUCUGGCACAGAGGACACCCGUCUGAAUAAUGCCUGCAACAGUGACCCAGUGUGUCCGCCCAAGUGCCGCUGUGAGUCAAACGUGGUGGACUGCUCCAACCUGAAGCUCACCAAGAUCCCCGAGCACAUCCCUACAUCCACCAGUGAACUCCGCCUCAAUAACAAUGACAUCACCGCUCUGGAGGCAACUGGAGUUUUUAAGAGCCUUUCCCAGCUGAAGAAGAUUAACCUCAGCAACAACAAGAUCACAGAGAUCGAAGACGGGUCAUUCGAAGGUGCUUCAUCGGUCAAUGAGCUUCACCUCACGGCCAAUCAGAUCGACUCCGUCCGAAGCGGGAUGUUCCGUGGCCUCGAGGGGCUGCGCAUGCUGAUGCUGAGAAACAACAAGAUCAGCUGCGUCCACAACGACAGCUUCACCGGCUUGCACAAUGUCCGCCUGCUGUCUCUGUACGACAACCAGCUGACCACCAUCACUCCCGGAGCCUUCGACACCCUGCAGACUCUCUCCACCCUGAACCUCUUGGCAAACUCCUUCAACUGUGACUGCCGGCUGGGCUGGCUUGGCGAUUGGCUGAGGAGCAGGAAGAUCGUGACCGGUAACCCUCGCUGCCAGCGCCCCGCCUUCCUCAAGGAGAUUCCUCUGCAGGAUGUGGCCCUGCCCGACUUCCGUUGUGAGGAGGGCCAAGAGGAGCCGCCAAGCUGUGUGCCCAGACCCCAGUGUCCGAGUGAAUGCACUUGCCUCGAGACUGUGGUGCGCUGCAGCAACAAACACCUCCACACACUGCCCAAAGGCAUCCCCAGAAACGUGACUGAACUGUACCUGGAUGGAAACCAGUUCAACGUGGUGCCAAAGGAGUUGUCGACCUACAAAUACCUACAGCUGGUAGACCUGAGCAACAACAAGAUCAACUCUCUGACCAACUCGUCCUUCGCUAACAUGAGCCAACUCACCACUCUAAUCCUGAGCUACAACUCGCUACGUUGUAUCCCCAAAAUGGCCUUCAGUGGACUGCACUCCCUCCGACUGCUGUCUCUCCAUGGCAACGAAAUCUCCGAGCUUCCCGAUGGAAUCUUCAACGACGUGGCCUCGCUGUCCCACUUGGCAAUUGGUGCAAACCCCUUGCACUGUGACUGUCACCUGCGCUGGUUAUCCGACUGGGUGAAGACCAGCUACAAGGAGCCUGGCAUCGCCCGCUGUGCCGGCCCGCAGGGCAUGGAAGGCAAACUGCUGCUCACCACACCCGCCAAGAAGUUUGAGUGCACAGGCGACGUGGACACUACGGUGGUGGCCAAGUGUAACCCCUGUGUGUCAAGCCCCUGCCUGAACCACGGCAUCUGUCACAGCGACAUGGUGGAGAUCUACAGGUGCAGCUGUCCUCCGGGAUUCAAGGGAAAGAACUGUGAGACAGCUCUGGAUGCCUGUUUGAGUUCCCCGUGUGCCAAUAGAGGAACCUGCCAGGUGAACGACGGCCAGGAGGGACAAUACAGUUGCACGUGUCCACUGGGCUUUGAGGGCCCCACUUGCCAAACCAACAUUGACGAAUGUGAGGACAACGACUGUGAGAACGGCGCCACCUGCAUCGAUGGAGUCAACAACUACACUUGUUUUUGUCCCCCCUACUACACAGGGGAGAUGUGUGAGGAAAUGGAGGACGUGUGUGCCCCGGGACGCAGCCCCUGCAAACAUCAGUCCACCUGCCUCAUCACCUCCAAUGGCCCCAAGUGCGUGUGCUCUCCUGGUUAUGUUGGCGACGACUGCAGCGUAGACUACAACGACUGCGAGGAGCAUCGCUGCCAGAACGGCGCCCAGUGUGUGGACGAGCUCAACGGAUACGCCUGCGUCUGCCCUGAAGGAUACAACGGCCAGCUGUGCGAGUUCCUCCCGUCCCCGCUGUCCCUGUGUGAGCGGGCCGACUGCCAGAACAACGCGCCGUGCUUGGAGCGGGGCGGCCGCGCGCUCUGCCAGUGCCCCCCGGAGUUCGGGGGUCCGCGCUGCGAGAAGCUGGUCAGCGUCAACUUCAUCGACAGAGACUCCUACCUGCUGCUGUCGGACCUCAAGAACUGGCCCCAGGCCAACAUCACCUUACAGGUGUCAACAGCUGAGGACAAUGGUAUCCUGCUGUACAAUGGGGACAAUGACCAUAUUGCAGUGGAGCUCUACCAAGGUCACGUGAAGGUCAGCUAUGACCCUGGCAGCCAGCCGGGACACGCCAUCUACAGCACUGAGACCAUCAACGAUGGCCAGUUCCACACUGUGGAGCUAGUGACCUUUGACCAGAUGGUGAACCUGUCCAUCGAUGGGGGUCUCCCCACAACAAUGGACAGCUUUGGGGCGGUGCGGCCCCUGAACGGGGAGGCUCCACUAUACGUGGGGGGUAGGGGCCCUCUCCAGAACACACCUCCCUCCUCUGCAGGAAUGCCGGUGGCGGUGCACUCCGGCGCUUUCCGUCUCUGGCAGCUCCAGAACGGUUCCAGUUUCCACGGAUGUAUCCAGAAUCUAUACAUCAACAAUGAGCUCCAGGACUUCACCAAGACACAGAUGAAGCCCGGCGUGGUGCCGGGCUGCGAGCCCUGCAAGAAGAUCUACUGCGUGCAUGGCAUAUGCCAGCCGGAUGGGUUCCAGGGACCAGUGUGCCACUGCCAGCCGGGCUGGAGUGGGCCGCAGUGUGAUCAGACAGCCACCAACCCCUGCCAGGGCACCAAGUGCGUCCAUGGAAAGUGCAUCCCUCUGGACCCUCAGUCAUACCGCUGCGAGUGCGAGGAGGGUUACCGCGGCGCCCUGUGCAACCAACAGGGAGAGCUGUUCAACCCGUGCCGUCGCCUGUCCUGCAAACACGGCCGCUGUCAGAUCUCGGACACGGGGGAGGCCUACUGUCACUGCGAAAGUGGCUACACCGGGGGACUCUGUGAUGCAGAGUCUGAAUGCCGAGGGGAACCUGUGCGAGACUUCUACCAGGUGCAGCGAGGCUACGCCAUCUGCCAGACGACUCGCAUGGUCUCCUGGGUGGAGUGCUCCGGAGCGUGUGACACGGGGGCCUGCUGCGCCAGCCAGCGAAUGAAACGCCGGAAAUACACCUUCGAGUGCAGCGAUGGAACCUCCUUCAGCGAGGAAGUGGAAAAGACCAUCAAGUGCGGCUGUAUGGGCUGCAUGUAGCGCCACUCACUCACAUGUCCUGCCGCUGCCGCCGAGCAGAAGAUAGAGAGGAAGGAAGAAAGAAAGAGGACUGGAGUAAAGCGAGGGAGGGGAAGAAAGAAAAAGAGAGUAUAAAGAAUAUAUAUAAAAAACCUCUAUCUAUAUAUUAUGGACAACAAUGUUUGUAAAAUAGGACAUUUCCUCCCCUUCCAAGGGUGUGUGACCUACAGUAACACAGAGAAAUCAACAUCACGAGCAACAAUGUAGAGGUGACAACAGCAGCAACACAACCAUUGUAAUCUGCAACAUUGUUCCAAGGGGUCCAGAGAUUUCAAAGGUUUUGCAUUCAGAGCGAAGCAUCCCUCCAAACCUAAAUUACCCAGCGUGAGUUCCCCAUGCAACUUCGCCGCCAUCCACCAUCCGUGCUCCGUGGAGGCCCGCGAGGACACUGGGGGUCGAGCCCGGCUGAGAAUGGCAAAGGACAGGAAGAGAGAGACAAAAGGAGGGAGAGAGAGAGGGAGCUGGGCCGCUUGACUCAGCAGAGCUGUCUUGAGUUGAGCUUGGCUGGGUUACCUGCACAGGGCGGCGUGUGGCUCGGGUUGAGUUUGAGGUCGUUGUUGGUUCGGUGUCGUCAUUUCUCUCUCAUCCAUCCACACAUGCACACGUAGAAGGGAACACGGGCGUGGCAGGGUCAGAGCGGGCACAUAAUCCGGUGCGGAUGUCGGUGACUUUGAGGCCGGGUGGUCUGGCGUCGCAGUUGUUUGCUGUGAGGUGCUUUUAGCGUAGACACUCCGUAAAGAAAAUAGAGACUGCACUGACUAGCGGCACUGAAAAUAACAGCCGUAGAGCUCUCUUUGAAGUACGCGACCACGCCUGGCACACACAGUCCCGUGUGUUGUGUAUUGUGUUCAUAUUGUAAGCCGACCCGGUGGCGAUGGAUUGCCUCAGGGGUCGGAUGAUUUGCAUAAUCCCACCCCCUUUUGAGCGGGAGGCUGUCGUUGAGCCCGGCUCGUCUUGAUGCCUGCAGUAUUAAGCUGGUGCAAACUGUUGCAUGUGUGGAGAAGAGUUUGCCGAGAAAUAUGUAGAGCUUCUUAAUAUCAUUAUACACGUUAUGGAAAAAAAAGGUUGCAGAAUCAUCUUUUGAUUUUUAUUUUGUUCUGUCUAAUUUUUCAUAUUGCUUUUAUUUUUUGUUAUUUGAUGUAAUAUUUUGUCUAACUCCUUUAGCCGCCCCCCCCAGCAACUCUUUAUAUAGAAAUGCCUAACAGAUUCUAAUAUAUAUAUAUUUGUAUUUCAUUUUGGUAUAGUAUUUUUCUAUGUUAAAGAGUAAGUCUGUUUCUGGAAGCUUUGGGACUGGUGGUAAGGCAUUCGAUUGGUUCCCUCAGUGUUUUUAUUUGUUGAUCUCACUUGCUUCAACAAGGUAAUAAAAUACAAUAAUUGGCCAAAAAUACAGCAGAUGGUUGGCUUUGCUGUAUAAGAGUCAGUGUCAGUCUAGAAAUAUGUUUAAUAUUGUAUAUGUUGUCUUCCAUGUGAAUAUUACAUCUAAUUCAUGAGAGUCUGUGCUUGAUUUUAUUUAUUUUAUCGAAAGGCAUUUUCUUGUAGAAAGUGAACGGCAGACAUGUCGCUGACUUUCAAAUAUUUUGAAAAAACUUCAAAAAGAACAAAAAAGGUAAAAUAAUGAAUAAAAACAGCAUUAAAAAAUAUGUAGGGUAUUUGUAAGCUCACCUGGUCAGGAGUCACGCCGGUGUUUUCCUGCUCUCUGGCGCAGACGUUCCUCAUCUGCUGCAAUUCACCUCGUAGUCACAUGACCACACUUCAAGGCUUCGGAUGGUUUGUUGAAGUGCUUGGCUUGUGUUUCUUUCAUUUUAUUUCGAGAGCCGUUUCGCCUGAGGUGUUUUUAGUUCAACCGAGUUAAAGUAGUCAAGCUCAACUUAUUAUAAGCUGCUGUCAAGCCAGAAGAAACCGGAUGAAAUUCCUUCAAUGAGGACAAUGAUCGCGUUAAGGUGUCAUCCUAGAUAUGUCUGAAGAGGCAACUGUGUGAAGCAUUAUGUGGGCAUAACUGACACAUCGUACAGGAGAAAGAUCUGGACAUUGAAACAUCCGUCAGUUCUGGCUGGCGAUCCACACACAGAAAAAAAAAAAAAAGAA